AUGCGCUUGCUCCCAGUCCUCGCCCUUACGGGCACAGCGCUCGCCCAAGGCGGCGUCUUUGACCAAUUUAACUCUUGGUUCAGCAACAUCAAGAAUCAAAUCUCUAAUACUCUACCCAACCCCGUGGAUGCGGGUGCUAGCGCUCUUGCGGCCGAGGUUGUGCAGCCUCUCGGCAUGCAGAACUGGAAGCAGCAUAUAUGGCCCAAGCCAGACGAGGCGCAAGAGUGGCUUGUGUAUGUUACAGGAGGAAACAAGACCUGCUUCGGACGGUGCGGCAAUCCCAAUGCAGUGUGGAACCUGUCGGUACCACUCCUCACAGCUCUCCCUCAACCACGGGAUAAGCCGACUCUCAAGCUCGGCACUAUCGACUGCGAAGCUAACGAGAUCCUCUGCACCGCCUGGUCAGCCGGCCCUCCGGCCAUCUGGCAUUUCCUGACCCCAGCUACCUCCUCCAACCCCGACGCCGCCUCCGACCUACGCAUCAUCCGCCUCAACUCCACAACCGUCACAACCGAAGACAUUGUCUCCAUUCCCUCCACCUCCACCUCCCGCUACCAAAAAUAUACGCCCUAUGAGGGCAUGCUGCACCCCAUCGACGGCACAUUCCAGAAGUUUGGGCUGACCAUUCCGUUCGGCUAUGCGCUGUGGGCGCUCGGUGCCGUUCCGAGCUGGCUGAUGAUGUUGGUCAUCAGUUUCGCCAGCAGGCAGAUCAUGAGCAAGCGCAUGGCCGAGAGCCCCGGUGUGCCGGCGGGCGGCGCGCCUGGUGGACAGCCUGCGGCGGCGCCGGCCGCGGCUGCAGGAAAAGGCAGCCCCGCGCAGGCUGGCAAGAAGGACAAGAAGAAGAGGUAA
Cyphellophora europaea CBS 101466 is the source of this 849-nucleotide messenger RNA. RefSeq lists its product as uncharacterized. The coding region runs from base 1 to 849 and encodes 282 amino acids. NCBI's taxonomy places the organism in Eukaryota, Fungi, Ascomycota, Eurotiomycetes, Chaetothyriales, Cyphellophoraceae. The record is from RefSeq and is a predicted model, not a curated record. The transcript has 2 exons.